AAAAAUUUUAUUAAUCGAUAUACUCGACACUUCGAGUUGGAAUCUUCAAGCACUCUGUGCAACUCACAAAUCCGAUACAAACCGCCCUUUUGGUGAACAAGCGAAAAAUGGCCGAAGGAGGACAAUCCGCAAUGGAGCCGAGUGCUGCUGCUCCACCAUCUGAUGCCGCACCACCUGCUGAUGCUGCUCCGUCAAUUGCCCCAGAAGCUGGAGGAUCUCAAAUGGGUGCAGGAGGGCAGGAUGCAUCAAUUGGAUUCGUUACGAAGACGUACGCAAAUUACGUUCAGGACAUCCAACAGGCUGCAGAAGGUCUCCGUCAACGUGCCACUGCUCUUCAACAAGAUGGGCCUGCUCAAAUCCAACAGAUGCAGUCGCAGAUCCAAUCACAAACCCAGGAGAUUCUCUCGGCUCUUCAAGAGACUCAACAACCAGUUGGCUUGCCCACUUCCUCGGUUGUUGAGAUCUUUGGAUGGUCUUCGAUCCUUCUUCUCGGAGCCGGGAUUGCCAGCAUCAUUGGUGGAUAUGUGCUCUCGCCAAUCUUUGGAAUAUUCAUUGGAAGAGGUGGUGCUGCAAUUCUCGCCUCUCUUGUUCUCCCAGGAGCCGGUGCAUAUUAUUUGAAUGCUGAGAAUGGCUCAACUUCUGCCACAAGAUUUCAAUUGUUGGUUCUGGCCUUGGCUCAAGGAAUUUUGAUGGGACACUCAAUCUCGUACACUUACUUGGGUGGCCAACCACUUGGAUUCAUCACUCCAUUGGUCAUUGCAUUCGCAUAUCCAUUGAUUGCCGGACAAGUUGGUACAGCUCGUGCUCCAUUGUUGGGCGGUGCAAUUGGGGCUGCUCUCGGAGUUCAGCUUGUGUUUGGAAUCGUCUCUGGAAGCCUCUCAUUCUCCUAUUUCCUAUUGAGUGCACUUUACAGUGUUGCUUCCGGUGCACUUCUUCAAAUUGCCAACAAGAACAUGUCGCCACCAAACAGACACCAUAUGUAUCAAAUCCUCUUGGUCUCCUCGUUCCUCUUCUCGAAGGCUUUGGUCUAUGGAUUGUUUGGAUCUGCUGAACCACCAAAGGCUUGAAUUGAACUUACCCAUUUCUUGUGUCAAUAAAAUGAAUUAGAAUUCUC
Messenger RNA from Caenorhabditis elegans, 1114 nucleotides. RefSeq names its product Membrane transporter protein (gene W03D8.9). The transcript is spliced from 4 exons. The coding region runs from base 108 to 1067 and encodes 319 amino acids. The record is from RefSeq and is marked reviewed. NCBI's taxonomy places the organism in Eukaryota, Metazoa, Nematoda, Chromadorea, Rhabditida, Rhabditidae.